Messenger RNA from Aspergillus candidus, 1095 nucleotides. Its product is annotated as Smr domain-containing protein. The record is from RefSeq and is a predicted model, not a curated record. The transcript is spliced from 4 exons. Bases 218 to 934 code for a protein of 238 amino acids. Lineage: Eukaryota; Fungi; Ascomycota; Eurotiomycetes; Eurotiales; Aspergillaceae.
CGGGGCCAGGGCUUCUCCACCCACACGGGCGACAUUGGCCGACCGUGAAUGGCCACCCGAAGUUGGACUGUGGGGCGUUGCGGUAAAUAGACAAAUGCCCGAUCUGAUCUUCUUCUGCCCUUCCUGUCUCUGAUCCACCGUCUUUUCGCGUUCAAUCCCUGUAAACCGACCAUCAAUCGUAUUCUUUAUCCCCGCGAUAUCGCCAAUCUAUCCCAGUAUGCACGAGAUGUCGCAUAUGGGCCCGAGGGCCUUCAACCACGACCAGAGCCAAGACGCCGAAGCCGAGUACGACCGACUCCGCGAUCUCGCGCGACAAGAAGCCAACAAGCGCGGAUCAUGUUUCCAACGAUCCCAAGAAGCAUACACCAGCGGCGACGGCGCGGGGGCCAAGGAGCUCUCCGAGCAAGGCAAGGCCCACGGUCGCAAAAUGGAGGAAUACAACCGCCAGGCGUCGGAGUUUAUUUUCCGCGAGAAUAACGCCAAUGGACGCGUCGAGGCGGAUACGAUUGAUCUGCAUGGGCAGUUUGUUGAAGAGGCGGAAGAGAUCCUUGAGGAGAGGAUUAAGUAUGCCAAGGCGCAUGGGCAGACGCAUUUACAUGUAAUCGUCGGAAAAGGAAACCACUCCACCCACCACGUCCAAAAGAUCAAACCGCGCGUCGAACAAGUCUGCCGCGAACUCGGCGUGCAGUACACCACCGAGGAAAAUGCCGGCCGCAUCUACGUCAAUCUCUCCGGCGGGCCGGCUCACAUGCCUCCACCUUCGUCCCAGCCCCAGCAGCCACACCAGUACCCCGGUCAGCAGCACCACCAGCACGCGCAGCCGCAGCCGCAGCCGCAGCGUCAAAACCAGCAGGAUCCGGUCGAGCAGGUUGUGCAGAGGGUUUUGCCGCGUGUGGUGCGCAAGUUGGAGAAGGCUUGUUGUGUUGUUAUGUAGGGUUGGUUUUUCAUACACUAUAUAUUUGUGAUUUAGAUCUUUGCCGAGGAUGGAUGUUACUAUGUGCAAGGUUGAAGGUCCCGAGGGGCUGGUCGUUAUACCCAGAUUCUACUACUGUCUACUAUCCUUUGGUUAGAUGUGUGACCUAGACAUGUCAUGUC